Messenger RNA from Agelaius phoeniceus (red-winged blackbird), 516 nucleotides. NCBI's taxonomy places the organism in Eukaryota, Metazoa, Chordata, Aves, Passeriformes, Icteridae. The record is from RefSeq and is a predicted model, not a curated record.
AUGUGCUACGACUGCUACAUGUCCAUCUGCAAACCCCUGCACUACGGGACCCUCCUGGGCAGCAGAGCUUGUGCCCACAUGGCAGCAGCUGCCUGGGCCAGUGGCUUUCUCAAUGCUCUGCUGCACACGGCCAAUGCAUUUUCCCUGCCCCUGUGCAAAGCCAAUGCCCUGGGCCAGUUCUUCUGUGAAAUCCCACACAUCCUCAAGCACUCCUGCUCACACUCCAAACUCAGGGAACUUGGGGUUUCUGUUUUCACUACCUCUUUAGCAUUUGGCUGUUUUGUGUUUAUUGUCUUCUCCUAUGUGCAAAUCUUCAGGGCUGUGCUGAGGAUUCCUUCUGAGCAGGGACGGCACAAAGCCUUUUCCACCUGCCUCCCUCACCUGGCCGUGGUCUCCCUGUUUAUCAUCACUGCAGUAUUUGCCUACCUUAAGCCCCCGUCCAUCUCCUUCCCAUCUCUGGAUAUGUCACUGUCCAUUCUGUACUCGGUGGUGCCUCCAGCCCUGAACCCCUUCAUC